UAUACAUAUAUUAAUAUGUUUUUCAUAAAAAAUUAAAAUCUGUCAUUUCAGAAAUAUAGAACAACAAGUGAAAGUGUCAGUGCAGAUAACCAAUAUAAAUAAAAGAAAGGUAGAGCAUGAAGUUUAUGUUAGACCCACCAAUAAUUUUGGUGCUAUAUUUACAUCUCUGAGCUAGGCUUAACAGUAACACUGGAAUUAGCACCUUUCUAAUUCAACACUUGAAUUUGAUGGGAAACAUUACCUCUAUGUCCAUAAACUGUAACAAAUAGGACAGCUACAAUGGUCCAGGAGGCCCCUUGUUGUCCUUCAAAUGUUAUAUGUUAAAAAGGUAGGAAGACUAUCUAUAGAGGGAUUAGACAAGCCAUACUUUAGAUAUGACAGUUCUUGCACAAGAAUUUAUUUUUUGACACUCCAUAAAACUACUUAAAAAAUAAGUGAAUAACAGAAACACUAUUUGGCCAUUUGAAGUCAUCCAUUUACUACCCAUCCCAUUUCAAAGAAAAAGUGUAAUAAUUUCUUACAAGUAGUAUAAGAUUUGUUUUUUUAAGGAAAAUUGCUUUACAUGAAAGUUUUAAGCUUUUAUGGUGGUUUACCCAAUGAUUUAGCUUGCUUUGUCUUGUUUUUGUUAAGUCAUUUAUGAGAUACAAGUAUGAAUGUGAAAAGCAAUAUUGAGCUUGUUUUUGUGAUAAUAGUAGCAAUCCUUAAAGUGAAAAAAGUGACCUAUGUGAGUUGAUUGGCCUUCUAUUAUCUUGAAUGCUCUUAUAAUCAUAUAUUAUCUCAACCAAAUUAUUUUGCUCCUUCUUAACUCUGGUUUUCUUCUUAAACCAGUUGAAAAUUCCUUCCAAAUACUCGUAUGUUAAAUGAUCUAACACAUAUCAAUAAUGAAAUGUUCAUUAAAUCUGAGACUCUCUUUGUGAGUUUAUCCAGUUAAAAGAAUGCCCCUCAGCAGCACUGCUGCCUACGGUAUUACUAUUAGUAACAUCAGCUAAUUUGGACUUUAUUAAUAAACAAUAUUUUCCUAUCAUAAUUAAUCUGUUAACUUUUUUCAAGGAUGUUACAUGUUAACUGGAUGAUGGAAAGAGUGUGGACUUGGUGUACAUAGAUUUUUUUUAAUAUUUUAAAAAGUAUCACACAAAUGAUUAACUAAGAAUGGUUGGGAAAGACUAGUAAGUUGUACUAAUAAAAUAAUUGUUACUAGUUUAGUGCCUCUGUGGUCAAUGCUUGUACUUUUGCUAUUUCUUAUUUACAUUAAUAAUAUUGAUAGGGACAUUAUAAGUAAAGUUUGUGGAUGAAAUUAAAUUCUUGGAUAUUUCUAGCUGUAUGGAGGAUGUUGAAGUUUUACAGAAUGACUUGAAUCAUUUGUUUAGUUGGACAAGUAUUUUGCAGAGGACUUUUAAUUAUAGUAGUUUGGAUUACAUGUUUAAUAUAGAUGGGAACCCUACUUAAUAGCACAACUGAAGAAAAGGAUUUUGGCAUAGUGUUAGGCCUCACAUGGAGUACUGUGUAUGGUUUUCAUCUCUCUAUUUAAGGAAGGAUAUUGACUUAUUGGAAAAGGUUCUUAAGAGGGUUUACUAGGAUGAUUCUAAGGAUGAAAGGAUUAUGAGAUGAUGUCAUUCUGAACAAGUGACAGAGUCAAUAGCUAAAUUCCAAGUUAGCAGGAUUUGACGUGUUGAAAAUGAGUAAUAACACCCCAAUGCUGCAUGGCUUAAACCUUCAUCAUAGUUCGGAAAAUGGACAUAGUUCUGACUCUUCAAGUUCUCAGACCUCUUCAAGUUAUGUUAAAAUUGGAAUGGAAGGCAUGGAGGCUUAUACCAGCAGUGAAGAUGGUACAAGUGGUAUGACAACUCCACAAAAUACAUUGGUGGAACUUACCCUCUCUAGAAAUCUAGAUGAUUUCAACUUUGUUUCCCCAAAUUCCAGCACAACAGAUUUGAUGAAUAUAUCAGGUUCAAUUGAUAGCAGUGGUCUCAAAGGCUCAACUACAACACGUAAACGAACAAAAAAUAUGCCAGGAGCUUCAUUUCUUGAGCAAAGAGGACUUAGCUGGUUGCUGGAAGAAGAAAUUAGUGAUAAUGAUGAUGACAAGCCAUUAUUGGAAGAACUAGAGAUUGAUCCAAGAGAGAUCUUUUACAAAGUACGAUGUGUGGUAUUUCCAUUUCCUUUCCUUGGCUACAAACCACUUGUGCGAGACAGUCCUGACUUUUGGGGACCAUUGCUUGUUGUUUUCUUAUUUGCUCUUGUUUCCUUGUAUGGACAAGCAAGCGUCGCUUCAUGGAUCUUGACACUGUGGGUGUGUGGGUCACUUGUUGUUUUUCUUCUGGCUCGAGUGUUGGGUGGCGAGGUGAAUUAUUCUCAGUGCCUUGGAGUUAUUGGUUAUUCUGUACUGCCUUUAAUCAUCACAGCUACUACUUUACCACUUUUAAGUCCUUUCCCUUACAUUAGUCUUUGGGUAAAGUUUAUGGGAGUAGUGUGGGCCACCUAUAGUGCGGGAUCUCUUUUAUGUGUGCAUGAACUACAGGACAAAAGACCACUUUUAUUGUAUCCAAUAUUUCUUCUCUACGUGUAUUUCUUUUCUGUCUACUCUGGAGUGUGAUGUUUAUUUCUGAAUUCUGAUCUACAAGAAAAUGUUUGAAAUGUAGCAGUGAAGUCAGAAACUCCUAACUUAAACAGCAAGUCCAUCUUCAAACUAGAAGUUUUUAUCUAAAGACUUACUAACAAGUUGCAUAAGGAAUGGUGAAUUUAUGUAUGCAUCUCUUUCUCAAGAUAUUGGAAGUGUAUAUUCUGAUAUUUGUUGUUGAAGUAAGUUGGUUACCAGUUGUCUAUUGUUAAUCAAUAAUGGAAUUUACCCAUAAAACAUUAAUAUUUUCCAGUGGCACAUCCUUUUUUGCAUUUAACAAUUAACAUUUUGUGAUAAAAACAGAAAAUAUUUUUAAGUUACUAAUAUCUAAAAUGCACUGAAGAAACUGUUUGCACAUAGUCUAUUGUGUCAGUUUACCAUAUUAUAUAAGGUAUGUUUUAUUGUUUCAGCUUCAUGCUCUGUAGAAAAUGGUAGAGUUGAUGAUGUCUUUCAUUUCAUGCAUGUGUUUUUAUGCAUACUAUAAUGUGAUCAGAUAUUGUUGAUUUCAAGACAAAACAAAUUAAGACUGUAAAAUUUUCUUAUAAUUUUGAUAUAGGUACAGACAAUAUAAUUUGAGUUUGUCUUUUAUUUGAACCAUUUAUGAACUAAUCCCAUAUCCAACAGCAGGUGGCUCUAACUUGUAGACCUAUACAUUGAAGCUUAUAUAGAAGAACUACUUGAAAUUAAUAAAAAACGAUUAGGUAGUUAAAGAGUUAGAUAUUUCAUUUUUAUGGUGCAAAAUCAGUAAUAUAAACCAAUUUAUUCAUCCAUUUAUAAAAUCAGAUUUGUUCAGAAUAGUAAUUUAUGUUAGCCGCUUUUACAGUUGUAAUUUGAUGAAUCUGCUCAAAUAUGUGGGAUUCUCUCAUUCUUUUUUAACAUAUUAACAUAAGAAUCAUAUGAAGCAGCAGAAUGAAGUUUGAAAUAUAACUAAAAAACAUCAAAUGAUUUAUGGGUAAAGAGAUAAUUACAAGUUAUAUGUGUAUAAUUUCUUAAGCACUGACUGAUGGAAGCAGUUCUUCAUACAGUAGUUCAAACGAUAAUAUAUUAUAGGAAUCUCUGUUGUUUUUUUAUAACUACUUCAAAAGUUAAAGUUUCUAAGUUAAGUGAUUGUGUGUUUUUGAAAUAAAAGAAGAAUAAAGUAAAAUAUUUAAUUUCUAAGUUUGAAAGCUUAAAUAAGAUGUUUUGAAUUAAGUAUGAAGUGCUUUUGAACCCUUUUAUAAGGUAUAGAAAGUUCAUGUACAGUUUGCUCUUAGACUGAUCAUAAAAAAACACAUUAAAGACUGAGGCAGAGCCAAGCAGCAGAUUAGGCCUGACUUUUGUGAGUUUAUCACUUGUACCUUAAAUUAAUAAAGAAAAUGUGUUGAAUUGUUGAAAAGAGAAUUUUAUUAUAUAGUGAAGUCCUGAUUAAGUACAAGAAAUACACAAUGAAGUAUCUGUAACACUACUGUCACAUAUCCACUAAAAAUGAUUACAGCUGUGUUUUGCACAAUACUGAUGUUGUUCUUGUACAACUGGUUGAGAAAAUUUUAAAUCAUUAUAUUAUUCUGACCAUAACAGUGUGACAGUAAAGCUGAGUGCUUUAUAAUUACAGUAGAAAGGAAGACUUAACAUGGUGCUGAAUAUUUAUAGUUGAUGUCCACAAUGUAAUUUGUAAAAGAAGGCUCUUACAACUUUGGGUAUACUUUGCACAGUAAGCAAAAGGAACUUUCAUAGAAACAUGCUUAAAAUAUAAUUAUUAAUGUAUAUAAGUAUUGGCUAUGAUUGACAUAGAUUUAUUUUUAGGGAAUUUCAAUAUAAUGCCACUGUAUGUGAACAAAUUGCAAUGUACAUUUAUGUUUUUUUAAUUUAAAGUAUAUUUAAAUAUGAUGAUCAAUAUAUCUCAGUUUUGACUAUUGAAUGAAAAUUUUAAUUUGUAUGCAGGUUUAUAGUUUUUGACCAAGAAGAUGUAUGUAAAAAUGACCAUAACAAUUACAUUAGUACUUGCUUACUUAAACCAUAUUGAAACUAGUCUUACGUAAUAGAAACUGCUCAAUGAAUUCUAGUGUUUUAAGACUAGUGAUAAAUAUAGAUAUAUGCAUUUUCUGCAUGUUUUAAAAAAUGUAUAAGCAUCACAUUAUAACAAAAUUUAAUUCGUUCCAGGCAGUUAAUGAAACUUUCAGAAUUUGAUUUAAAACUGAUUUCAAGGGGAACUAAAUAUUUUUUUAAUUUCUUGGUGCAAAUUCAGUGCUUUAAUUUUAAGUGUGAAGAAUUUCGAUAAAUUACUCUUCAUCUUUUAUCAUGGCAGCUAAAUAUAGUUUAAAGUAAAAAUUCUAGGCUUAACAACAUGCAUUUUAUUUUUUCAUAAAUAAUUAAAUAAAUUAAAUUAAGCUAAAAGAUGAUUAUAUUAAGUGUAAACCAAGGUUAAAAUGUAAGUGUAUUCUAGAAUAAAUUGAAUUCGAAGAUAAUCAUGAUUAUCCAAGUGUGUGUAGUUUGAGUAUUAAAAAAAAAUUAAAAGAUCAAAUCUGAAACCUCUAGGGUUGCUUAUCCAUUACUUAUUUUUCCUGUACCUUGCAUUAUCAAGAUCUUUUAAUGCAUAUUCAUAAUAUUUCUUACUGUUGUACAAAAAAAAAAGAUUCCAUGAAAGAUUUCAUUAAAUGCACAUCAAUGCUCACACAUAAUGUUUAAUUGACCUAUGAGGGAUUAUUAGUUAAACUACUUGAGUAUGUAAUACAGCAUAUUACUUAAAUCAGACUAAACUUAUGUUGAAUUAAAAAAACUCUUUAUAUAGUCUUUACAAAGUUUGUUCAAUAUACAAACAUUGCUCAACCAGGACUUUUUAAGAAGGGGCUUUACUUUCAAUCCAGAUAGAGAAAGACAGCUAAAAAUAUAUGAAUACAAUUUAGUAAUUUCACUUAAAACAAGCAAAUGAAAUACAUCUAUCAAAAAUAAUUUCUUGCCAUUCUAUAAAGUAAAAAAAAUCAAAUGGAAUGCUACACGUAAUUUGAUGAAUGCAGUUUGCAUGAAUGUUAAAAAUUCUCGACAAUGACUUGUCAAGGCAAGAGUGUCGAUCAUCUGGUCCACAGAGAUGUUACAUUCGAGAUGUACUGACAAUAAUGCCAAACUCACAGUUGAAAAACUGAAACAAAGCUUUACAUGUCUUUCAUUUAUAUUGUAAUGACUAACUGAGUGAAUAACAAAAAAAGUAUAUAUAUUUCUCAUGGUUUUAAAGUGGUACACUUUAGAGAUAAGUAUUCAGUUUUUCCUAAUAUCUAUUUCUUUUGUACAAGU
Molecule: messenger RNA, 5884 nt
Organism: Limulus polyphemus (Atlantic horseshoe crab)
Lineage: Eukaryota; Metazoa; Arthropoda; Merostomata; Xiphosura; Limulidae
Product: protein YIPF4-like
Biological process (GO): vesicle fusion with Golgi apparatus; endoplasmic reticulum to Golgi vesicle-mediated transport
Cellular component (GO): trans-Golgi network; membrane
Source: RefSeq, a predicted model, not a curated record